CGUUACAUUUGAUUUCAAUUGGACUUUUCAUUAAUACUACGCUUUCCCCCACUCGCGAUUCCAAAGUAUAUACGGUGGAAAAUCAUUUUGUAUUACUCAUGCGCCUUUAAUAUGAUAGUUUUAUUUUAUUCGUACAAUUGAAAAGUUCACCCACAUCGGGCAGCAGGAGUCGAAGCCCCCAAAAGUAAACACAAUUCCUCAAAGGACGUUUCCGUUGGCUCUGCCCAGCACAAGUGCAUCGGAUCGCAUCGCAUUGGAUCGGAUCGGAUCGUCGGUGAAGGCGAGUUCCAGGCGCUUGCCCAAAGUGCCUUACAUCCACAAUUAUGCCAGAUAGAUUUCAAGUUACAAAGGCUGACGAGGACACCGCGUUGGACUACAACCAGGAUGAGUCUGCGAGCGGCAAGCUACUGGGGGACAUCCACGACGAAACCCUAGGUGAGAACUAUGGGUCGUACGAUGACUCAGGUGAUAUCCACAGGGCGGAGGAGAACCAGAAGUCCAGCAUCGACCCAAAUCUAUAUCUGUACGACGAUGAUUUGGAGACCAGGCCCCAUAUAUCAACGUUCAUUUCAUCAAUUGCCAAUUAUGAGAACACGAUACCAGCGGCCACCGAUCCCGAUGCAAAGCCGGCAGCUCCAUCGGCUCGAAUGGGUACCCUAAUUGGAGUGUUCUUGCCAUGCAUUCAAAACAUCUUUGGUGUCAUAUUGUUCAUUCGGUUAACAUGGGUUGUUGGAACGGCUGGCGCCGUGUGUGGAUUCCUGAUUGUUCUGACCUGCUGCUGUGUGACCAUGCUAACCGCGAUCUCGAUGUCGGCCAUUGCAACGAACGGGGUGGUUCCGGCGGGCGGGAGUUACUUCAUGAUAUCACGAUCCCUGGGCCCUGAAUUCGGCGGAGCGGUGGGAAUGUUGUUCUAUACGGGCACCACGCUAGCAGCGGCGAUGUACAUCGUUGGUGCCGUGGAAAUCGUAUUGACAUACAUGGCGCCGUGGGCAUCGAUAUUUGGGGACUUCACCAAGGAUGCUGACGCGAUGUACAACAAUUUCAGGGUCUACGGCACUUUGCUGCUCAUCUUUAUGGGUCUCAUUGUGUUCCUGGGCGUGAAAUUCGUCAAUAAAUUCGCGACGGUGGCCCUGGCCUGCGUCAUCCUUUCGAUAAUAGCGGUGUAUGUGGGAAUAUUUGACAAUAUCCAUGGCAACGAAAAGCUAUACAUGUGUGUUCUGGGAAAACGACUCUUGAAGGACAUCCCGCUGGAGAAUUGCACAAAGGAAGACUCCUUCUUACGCGACAUAUACUGCCCAGAUGGUAAAUGCGAGGAAUACUACCUGGCCAACAACGUGACCAAAGUCAAGGGCAUCAAGGGUUUGGCCAGUGGCGUGUUCUACGACAACAUCUUCCCUUCGUUCCUGGAGAAGGGCCAGUUCAUAUCCUACGGCAAGAGUGCAAUCGACAUUGAGAAUACCAGUGGAGAGUCAUACAACCAGAUCAUGGCCGACAUUACCACGUCGUUCACCCUUCUUAUCGGCAUCUUCUUCCCAUCGGUGACAGGCAUCAUGGCUGGAUCCAAUCGAUCGGGCGACCUGGCUGACGCCCAGAAGAGCAUACCCAUCGGAACGAUAUGUGCCAUUCUGACCACCAGCACAGUCUACUUAUCCAGCGUUAUGUUCUUCGCCGGCACAGUGGAUAAUCUCCUGCUGAGGGACAAAUUCGGUCAGUCUAUCGGUGGCAAGCUGGUGGUGGCCAAUAUCGCCUGGCCAAAUCAGUGGGUCAUUCUGAUUGGCUCCUUCCUCUCCACCUUGGGCGCUGGUCUGCAGAGUUUAACUGGAGCACCACGCCUGCUGCAGGCGAUUGCCAGGGAUGAGAUCAUCCCCUUCCUGGCUCCGUUUGCCAAGUCCUCGAAGCGUGGCGAACCCACCCGUGCACUGCUCCUGACCAUCGUCAUUUGCCAGUGCGGCAUCCUGUUGGGCAACGUGGACUUGCUGGCUCCUCUGCUGUCCAUGUUCUUCCUCAUGUGCUACGGCUUUGUCAACCUGGCCUGCGCCGUGCAAACCCUUCUGAGGACUCCCAACUGGAGACCGCGCUUCAAGUUCUACCACUGGAGCUUGUCGCUCAUCGGCCUGACGCUGUGCAUAUCAGUCAUGAUCAUGACUUCCUGGUAUUUCGCACUGAUUGCUAUGGGAAUGGCCAUCAUCAUCUACAAAUACAUAGAGUACCGCGGUGCUGAGAAGGAGUGGGGUGAUGGCAUUCGUGGAAUGGCCCUGACUGCCGCCAGGUAUUCGCUCCUCCGCCUGGAGGAAGGCCCACCGCAUACGAAAAAUUGGCGUCCCCAAAUUUUGGUGCUUUCGAAGCUCAACGACAACCUCUUGCCAAAGUACAGGAAGAUAUUCUCCUUUGCCACCCAGCUGAAAGCUGGCAAGGGAUUGACGAUUUGUGUGUCUGUGAUAAAGGGCGACCACACCAAGAUCACCAACAAAGCCGUGGAUGCGAAGGCCACGCUGCGCAAGUACAUGACCGAUGAGAAGGUGAAGGGCUUCUGCGAUGUCCUGGUAGCCCAGCAGAUUGGCGAAGGCCUCAGCUCAGUCAUCCAAACCAUCGGACUGGGGGGCAUGAAGCCCAACACAGUCAUCAUCGGAUGGCCGUACAGCUGGCGGCAGGAGGGCAGGAACAGCUGGAAGACCUUCAUCCAAACGGUCCGCACGGUGGCCGCCUGCCACAUGGCCCUCAUGGUGCCCAAGGGCAUCAACUUCUACCCAGAGUCAAACCACAAAAUCGGUGGCAACAUUGAUAUCUGGUGGAUUGUCCACGACGGUGGUCUGCUCAUGUUGCUGCCCUUCCUGCUGAAGCAACACCGCACCUGGCGCAAUUGCAAACUAAGGAUCUUCACAGUUGCUCAAAUCGAGGACAACUCGAUUCAAAUGAAGAAGGAUCUAAAGACAUUCCUCUACCAUCUCCGAAUCGAGGCCGACGUUGAAGUUGUUGAGAUGAACAACAGCGAUAUUUCCGCUUACACUUACGAGCGGACCCUGAUGAUGGAACAGCGUAAUCAGAUGCUGAGAGCAUUAGGCUUAAAUAAGAAAGAAAACUCCAAAGUGGUUCAGACUAUAAUGGACUUUAAGGAAACACCCAGUGAUAAUAAAAUGUCUUUGGUUCAAACAAUUGUAGACCACCAUUAUGACGCCACCAAAACGGCGUCUAAAGUUCGCUUCGCCGAUCCAACUAUAGAAGAAACACAGCAUCACGAUUCUCAGAACGACGAGAAACGUAACUCAAUUGAUUUGGAUGGUCCCGAGAACGCGGACACACCCGAAACUACUUCUAACAAGGAUGAAUCGACAGAGAAAGCCGACGGAGACUUUAAGUCCAGUGUGAAACCGGAUGAGUUCAACGUUCGUCGCAUGCACACAGCAAUAAAACUAAACGAGGUUAUUGUAGAAAAGUCACAGGACGCCCAGUUGGUCAUAAUGAAUCUACCUGGACCACCUAGGGAAGUGAGAGCGGAGCGUGAAAGCAAUUAUAUGGAAUUUCUGGAGGUAUUAACAGAGGGCCUUGAAAAAGUGUUAAUGGUUCGCGGAGGAGGCCGAGAAGUUAUAACAAUUUACUCUUAAGAGCAUUAAUCGCUCAGUUUUAUAAGAGUUCGCAACACUAGACAAGUUUAAGAAUCAAUCAAAUUUUUAAAGAAGGUUAUUAAUUUGUUAUAUUCAAUCAUAUGUCCAAAUAUUUUAUUUUUACGUAAAUAAAAUAUCAAAAAAUUGUAACAAUAAGAA
Messenger RNA from Drosophila sechellia, 3761 nucleotides. It is a transcript of the gene kcc, whose product is annotated as solute carrier family 12 member kcc. Gene Ontology annotation, biological process: chloride ion homeostasis; potassium ion homeostasis; chloride transmembrane transport. NCBI's taxonomy places the organism in Eukaryota, Metazoa, Arthropoda, Insecta, Diptera, Drosophilidae. The transcript is spliced from 22 exons. Gene Ontology annotation, cellular component: plasma membrane. The coding region runs from base 324 to 3602 and encodes 1092 amino acids. Gene Ontology annotation, molecular function: potassium:chloride symporter activity. The record is from RefSeq and is a predicted model, not a curated record.